Messenger RNA from Ricinus communis (castor bean), 1476 nucleotides. RefSeq names its product RING-H2 finger protein ATL7. The record is from RefSeq and is a predicted model, not a curated record. NCBI's taxonomy places the organism in Eukaryota, Viridiplantae, Streptophyta, Magnoliopsida, Malpighiales, Euphorbiaceae. Gene Ontology annotation, molecular function: transferase activity. The transcript has a single exon. Gene Ontology annotation, biological process: protein ubiquitination. Bases 258 to 1247 code for a protein of 329 amino acids.
AAGAAUGCCACGUCCAACUCUUUUCUUGAAUCUCUCAAAUUUACAAGCAAUCAAUUCAACAUCGAGCCCCGCCUUAAAUGGGAACAAACCUCACUUAACUCCAUUUGGACACUGCUCCUUCUCGUUAUUUAAUCAAUCAUCAUUUUUAGCAUCCAAAUCUAACAUCAAAUGCAAAAUCCCACAAGACCCAUUUCUCUAAAUUUAUCAUCUCCAUCAUCAUCAUAUCAAUUUCUAGAUUAUAAUCAGAGGAUUCAUCAAUGGAUCCUCUAGGGCCACCAUCACAACCUCAAGGCUUAUUUGUUAGUCCACUACUCGUUUCUUUAUCAAUUGUUGGUUGCGUAUCUAUGAUUAUAGCUGCGUACCAUCUUCUACUAGUUAGAUUUUGCAUCAGAAGAAGAAGAUCAAUCACCACUAACGAUUCUUUCACUAUUCCAGUGCAAGAAAUGAGAACAGGAGUAGAAGAAGAUGUCCUAAAAGCAAUCCCGAUUCUUCUCUACUCGAAAGUUGAUCAUGAUCAAACAGAAUGCGUUAUUUGUUUAGGCGAACUUGAAGAUGGUGACAAGGUACGUUCAUUGCCUAAUUGUGGACAUGUUUUUCAUGUCCCAUGCAUUGAUGGUUGGCUUUCAGCUCAUACAAACUGCCCAAUUUGUAGAGCACCGAUAGUUUCUUCUCCUCCUCCUCCUGCUGCAGCUGCUUCUACACCUAACAGCGAUCACCAUAUUACUUCUGUUUUACGAGAAUCGCCAUCUAUUAAUAUUGGUAGAAGAGAAAGAAAUACUCAGAAUUUAGCACAGUUUCUUGAACAAGGAGAUGAAGAUGGUACCAGCACCAGUACUGGUAUUAGUACUAAUAGUGUCAAUGCAUCUACUGCAGCUGCUGCUGCUUCAUUGCAAUCAACAAGAAAGUUGCUACAUAGUUUAUCACUAGUUUUACCUGUGGAAGGGAAGCAACAAAGCUUCACGAAGUUGAAGAGAUCUUUAUCAAUGGAUCAAUGUUUUGUUAUUAUCGAUAUACAAGCAGAGAGUGAUGAUCAUGAAAAGGCUUCUUCUUCUUGUUCUUCUUCUGCAUCUUCUUCUUCACCAUCUAAAUGUGAUUCUUCUUUGAAGGGCAUUUCUGUGGAAAAUAGAACAUAUAGAGCAAUAUCUAUGAGGCAGUUAGAUCGAGUUUCUUCAAGAUUAUUGAGAUCUUUCUCUCAAAUAAGGUUUGGCCAAAGUGCUGUGACUAGUCAUGAUACUCUUCCUUGUUAAGAUCUUUGUGUAGAUCUCUUCUUGUUUCUUGUUUCUUUUUCUUUUCUGUCUAGGUCAUGCAUGGUUAAUAAAUCUUUUGCUUUAGGAUAGCCUGAAUUAUUUCAUGUAUUGAUUCCAAUUUCAUAUUCAUUUCAUAGAUCCUUUAUAUAUUCUAACAAGACAGUAUCAACUCAAGUUGAUCAUCUGUAGGUUCCAUAUAAUUGUUAUUAUAUUAGAUGGUUCUUCUGUU